Phycodurus eques (leafy seadragon) is the source of this 505-nucleotide messenger RNA. RefSeq names its product ribosomal protein S17 (gene rps17). Gene Ontology annotation, molecular function: structural constituent of ribosome. NCBI's taxonomy places the organism in Eukaryota, Metazoa, Chordata, Actinopteri, Syngnathiformes, Syngnathidae. The transcript has 5 exons. The record is from RefSeq and is a predicted model, not a curated record. Gene Ontology annotation, cellular component: ribosome. Gene Ontology annotation, biological process: translation. The coding region runs from base 51 to 455 and encodes 134 amino acids.
ACUUCCGGUUCAACGCUGCGCACGGCCUCUUUUAACCGGCCCGAAUCAACAUGGGACGAGUCAGGACUAAGACCGUCAAGAAGGCCGCCAGGGUCAUCAUCGAGAAGUACUACACCCGUCUGGGCAAUGACUUCCACACCAACAAGAGGUUGUGCGAGGAGAUCGCCAUCAUCCCCAGCAAGCCUCUUCGCAACAAAAUCGCAGGUUACGUGACGCACUUGAUGAAGCGCAUCCAGCGCAGUCCAGUGCGAGGCAUCUCCAUCAAGCUGCAGGAGGAGGAGAGGGAGAGGAGGGACAACUAUGUGCCAGAGAUCUCUGCUCUGGACCAGGAGAUCAUCGAGGUGGACCCAGACACGAAAGACAUGCUCAAGCUGCUUGACUUUGGUAACGUUUCCAAGCUUCAAGUGACUCAGCCCAUUAUUGGCAUGAACUUUAAAACCCCACGAGGAUUGUAGAGCCUUGUUUCUUUUCCGAAUAAAGACAUGUCAUUGAUGAUUGACAAUCA